AUGAGCAGCCGGCUGUUAUCAGCCAGGCUUGUGCCUCUGGCCCAACGAGCCAGCUCCCGCACAUCAGCAGCAGCAUCGCGCCACAUCCACUCCCACCACAGCUCCUCGGCCGGCAGCCUUCUGCGAUGCGAAUCUGGUAUCCGAGCUACGCGAAGACGAAUAUGGCCUGCGGGUACGAUCCGGUUUUCAAAUGCCGUGAUAGUGAGGAAUGCGUCGUUUGCGAGGGUCAUACCGAAUAUCUUGAUGAAGUUUGCGAGGAUUCCGGCGCUGUUUGCUGGGGCUACUAUUACGGGCUUGGCGUAUGUGCAGUAUCAGGCUACGCUGGCUGGGAAUUAUGCGGUAGAUGUCUUCAACAGGGGCAAGGAUACUGUUACUGGUGUUGCCGGAGGGUUGUUCGGUGGUGCGAAGGAUAUUUUGGAUCAGACUCGGAAGGGAAUUGAGAAUACAAAAGAGCAGGUUGAAUUGCCAGAGUGGAUGCAGAAGAUUCUCAGGAUUCAUGAAGAGAUCGGGAAUGGAGAAGGAGGUGGAAGUGGACCUGGAGGGGAAGACCCAAAGCAGAGUCGGGUGGGUGCUGGUGCUGGAGUGGCAGGCGGAACUGCUGCUGCGUAUGGAUAUGAUUCGUCUGAUGAGGAAGACCCUAGGAGCCACGCGGAGGCGGCGAAGGAUGACCAAAUGAUGGUUUUGACGAAGAAGAUGAUUGAGAUUCGGGGUAUUCUACAAACCGUUGGACAAUCAAAUGCGUUGACACUACCGUCAAUUGUAGUUAUUGGAUCUCAAUCAUCUGGGAAGAGUUCUGUUUUGGAAUCUAUUGUUGGACACGAAUUCUUGCCAAAGGGGGCGAACAUGGUUACACGGAGACCUAUCGAGUUGACCCUUGUCAAUACCCCAGAUGCCCAAGCAGAGUAUGGAGAAUUUCCAGCUUUGGGUCUAGGGAAGAUUACGGACUUUUCAAGUAUUCAGAGGACAUUGACGGAACUAAACCUGGCCGUCCCUGACUCGGAAUGCGUGUCAGAUGAUCCUAUACAACUUACGAUCUCAUCGCCACACGUCCCAGAUUUAUCCCUUAUUGAUUUACCUGGGUAUAUUCAAGUAGUUGGACAUGAUCAGCCAUCGGAGUUGAAGCAGAAGAUUGCGGAUCUCUGUGAUAAAUACAUCCAACCCCCAAAUGUCAUUUUGGCAAUCUCAGCAGCAGAUGUUGACCUUGCAAACUCUACCGCUCUAAGAUCGAGUCGAAGAGUUGAUCCCAGAGGAGAGCGAACAAUUGGAGUCAUCACGAAGAUGGACCUCGUUGAUGCUACCCGAGGAGCGUCAAUUCUCAAAGACCCUAGAUACCCCUUACGACUCGGCUAUGUCGGUGUAGUAUCACGAGUCCCUCCCCAAUCAACAAGCCUUUUCAAAAAGGGCAGCGGCAACAUAUCGUCUCUAAUCUCCCGAAAUGAGUCGGCCUUCUUCAACGCACAUCCCCUCGAAUUUGGCCCCCAAAGCGGGGUGGCAGUAAGCACCACCACCCUUCGUACAAAACUCAUGCACGUCCUCGAACAGACCAUGGCCGCGAGUUUGCAAUCCACCAGCGACGCAAUCCAUCAAGAACUCGAAGAAGCAACCUACGAAUUCAAAGUCCAGUACAAUGAUCGUCCCUUGUCCGCAGAAUCAUACCUAGCUGAGAGUCUGGAUGGUUUCAAGCACGCAUUCAAAGAAUUUACUGAAUCUUUUGGCCGGCCCCAUGUGCAUGAAAUGUUGAAAGAAGAACUCGAUCAACGAGUCCUCGACCUCUUAGCGCAGCGGUACUGGAAUAAACCCAUCACCACCCUCUCCCUCGCUCCACCUGAGCCAGACUCCCUCGCCGAUCUGCCAAAAGCGGAUCCGGAAUCCCUAUAUUGGCAUCGCAAACUCGAUGCUUCUACUUCGGCGCUCACCAAACUCGGGAUCGGCAGGCUAGCGACGACGGUUGUGGCAAACGCUAUCCAAGCCAACGUCGACCGUCUCAUCUCGCAAAGCACAUUUGCGUCGCACCCUUUCGCACGCCAAGCUAUCACAGAAGCUGCGUCUGGGAUACUGAAUGAGCGGUUUUAUAGCACAAGUGAUCAGGUGGAGAAUUGUAUCAAGCCGUAUAAAUUUGAGAUUGACGUUGAAGAUGGCGAGUGGGCACGAGGACGCGAACACGCUGCACGUGUGUUGAAGAACGAACUCCAGGCCGUCGACGAAGCGGUGAAGAAUGUGGAGAAGGCUGUUGGUGGGAAGAAGAAGUUGAGGGAUGUAGUGGGGUUUGUAGAUAAAACUAGGAAGGGUGAGAUAGUUGUCGAGGGAGAUGGACGGAGUGGAGCGGGCGGGUUUUCCAGUGAUCUUUUGCAGAAAGGCAAAGAAGCACUCUUCCUCUCUGACCGCGCCACUCUCCUCAACCUCCGCCUCCGCGCCCUCAAAUCCCCACAAUGCGCCACCAAGAUGAACAAAUACCACUGUCCGGAAAUCUUCCUCGACGUUGUGUCUACAAAAUUAGUAUCCACAGCCGUCCUCUUCCUAAACGUCGAACUCCUCUCCGAAUUCACCUACCAAUUCCCCCGCGAACUCGACAUCAGGUUAGGGCGCGGCCUGGGCCAAGACGAGAUAGACCGCUUUGCGCGCGAAGACCCGAAGAUCAGGGGCCAUUUAGAUGUUAUUCGGCGCAAGGAGUUGUUGGAGCUCGUGUUGGAGAAGAUGGAGGGCGUGAGGGAUUUGGAGAGGGGGAGGGGGAAGGGGAAGGGGAAGAGGGAGGAAAAGAAGGCGAAUGGGAGUGGGAAUGGGAGUGCGAGGGGGUGGGGGAUUUUUUAG
Lachnellula hyalina is the source of this 2808-nucleotide messenger RNA. It is a transcript of the gene msp1, whose product is annotated as Protein msp1, mitochondrial. Bases 1 to 2808 code for a protein of 935 amino acids. Gene Ontology annotation, cellular component: cytoplasm; microtubule; membrane. NCBI's taxonomy places the organism in Eukaryota, Fungi, Ascomycota, Leotiomycetes, Helotiales, Lachnaceae. The record is from RefSeq and is a predicted model, not a curated record. Gene Ontology annotation, molecular function: GTPase activity; microtubule binding; GTP binding. The transcript is spliced from 4 exons.